AUGGUUUGCGUAGCGUUGCCAAACAAACAGAAAUUUCCUCUAUUGUUAGCGCAUACUAUGGCCACGAGGGUUACGAACACUACCACCACCACAAUGAAUACCCUUAUGAGCACCAGUACCCUUAUCACCACCACUACCCUCACCACCACCAUCACGGUUACCAUGGAGGGCACGAACACCAUCAUCAGCACUACCCGGGUCUCCCCCACCAUCACCUCCACCCUCAUCGGGUGCGCAGUUUUGGCGCGGAAGUCGAGAGAUAAAAACAUCAUGUUGAAGAAGACAUUAACAAUCGGCUUAUUAUUAUGCGCAUUCGUGGCUAUUGUUAGCGCAUACUAUGGCCACGAGGGUUACGAACACCACCACCACCACGAUGAGCACCCCGGUUAUUAUCACGAACACCACUACCCUCACCAUCACCACCACCACCAUGGUCACCAUCACGGCUACCACGGAGAGCACGAACACCACCCCCACCACUACCCUGAUAUCCCGCACCACUACCUCCACCCCCACCAUAGAGUGAGCGGUUUUGGCGCGCAGGUCGAUGCGGCGGCCGAUUGUCAGAAUGACCCGACCAAGGACAGUCAUUGUCAUACUAGACAGAUUACGGACAGUAUUCCGAUGUGGCCAUCUGCCCAAGGACCCGGUGCCAGCGGACACUACUAUAACCAGAACUGGGAUGGGUUGGGCAAAUCGCGACUAUAUCAACAACCACAACAGCGGCCACAGCAAUCACUACCAUGGGGCAAUCAGAACAGACCUAACUACCCGACCUAUUACGGUCAAAAUGUUUACCCCAAUAAUAUACGGGGUCAACGACCACGAUAUAUCCAACCACCGCAGCAACUCAUUUACCAUAAUCAUAUUCAAAAUCAUCGUCGUAGGCGAAAGUCACGGCACCGGUCGGCGAACGCAGAAUUCUGGGGCGUUUAUAAGGGUAAACCCGACCCACAGCAAGCCUACAGUAACCAACAACCACUACAGCGGCGCCCAUACACUGGUAGGAUGACCAACGGUGCGGGCGGACGGCGUGCAGCGCUCAAUUACGCUCAAAUUACACCCGAUUUUGGACCUAGCCAGGAAGAACUAAAUCGUAUAUGGUUCGAAAAACAGAAAGAUAAAAAACGGGCCACGCAGCGGCUAAAAGAGCACAAUGAAAAACUCCGACAAAUGGCCAUGGUGGCCGAGGAGGAGCGGCAACGCCAGCACCGGGCGGCGCAGGUGGCCGAAGAGGAGCGGCAACGCAAGGCUCAGGCGGCGCAGGCGGGCCAGGAGGGGGCGGCGGCGGCCAAAGACAACGGUCCCAGCGCUCCGCCGGCCGCCGGCCAGGAGGAGCAGCCAACGGGUCCGCACGAGUCGGCACAGGUGGGCGACGAGGAGGCGUCCAAAGGGGGUGCGAAUCGGCCGCCGGAUGCCGGAGCCGAAGAGGUGGAGCGCGAGAGACAGGCGGCUCAGGUGGCGGCCGAAGAGGAGGCGGAAAAAGAGAAAAAGGCGGCCGAAGUGGCCGAUGAAGAGAAACGCAAGGCUGAGGCGGCGGCACAGGCGGGACAGGAGGCGGCCGGUGACGGACACAACGCCCCACCGGAGGCGGGCUCUGAGGAGGCGCGCAAAGCGGCGGCGGCUAAGGCGGCCGAAGAGGAGGCGGAACUGGUUCCGAUGGGACAGAUGGCAGCGCUAGCGACGACGCACACAACAAAGACAAAAGUGGGUUUCAUUGGAAUGUUAAGGCGCAUAGUAACUCGUCGUUUGAUUUACAUUGGUCAGUUAACGGCCCAUGGACAAAAGAUGGCAAUGGGACAGGUGAUGACCCCGAUGGUGGUGGUGGUACAGGGCAAGACUUGUGGAAAGGCAAAUAUUUUCCUGGUAAUGGGACAGAUGGUGACCCUUCAAACCCUGCCACUGUUGGUGAUGAGCAAGAUAAUCCUGCAAAUCCUGCGGGUGUUGGUGAUGGAACCGAUGGCAACCCUACAAAACCCGCGGGUGCUGGGGAUGAACAACAUGACCCGAACAAUCCAGCGGGUGUUGGUGAUGGGGCAGAUGGCGACCCUACAAAACCUGCGGGUACUGGGGAUGAAACACAUGAUCCGAAUAAUCCUGCGGGUGUUGGUGAUGGGGCAGAUGGCGACCCUACAAAACCUGCGGGCACUGGGGAUAAAACACAUGAUCCGAAUAAUCCCGCGGGAGUUGGUGACGGAACAGAUGGUGGACAGGCUAGACCCGGGCGCCCACUCGGGAAGUACUGAUGGCCACUCUAGUAGUGAAUCGCAUAGCGUACACGAUAGUCAUAGCACAUGGGAUGGCAAAACACAUCGCAACUCGUCAUUUGACCUAAACUGGGCCACUGGUGACCCACACGGCACCGGAGCUGGCAAAGAGGCAGACGGAACAGAUGGUGAUCCUAAUGGCACUGAAGGUGGAAAACCUAGUGGCGAUGAUCCAGAUGGACAGGGAGGAGAUAAAGAUGGACAAAACUCGUGGAAAGGCAAACAAUUCCCUGGUAAUGGAACCAAUGGCGACCCUUCGCAACCUGCGAGUGUUGGCGAUGAGAUUAAUGAACCUAAAAAUCCUGCCGGUGUUGGCGACGGGACAGAUGGUGACCCUACAAAACCAGCGGGUGUUGGCGAUGGGACAGAUGAUCCAACAAAUCCUGUGGGGGUUGGCGAUGGAAAAGAUGGCGACCCUACCGGUGAUGGUAGUGGUAAAUCAUCAACAGAUGAUCCCAAUGGAGUGGGAGGUGGAGAGGGUGCCGAUACCAAUAAGUCUAAUGGUGUUGAUGGGACAGAUGGCAACUCUAGCUCCGAGUCCCAUGACAUACACGAUAGUGAUAGUAAAUAUGAUGGUAAAACACAUCGCAACUCAUCGUAUGACCUAAAUUGGGGAACUGGGGACCGAGGUGGAAAUAAUGGCAAUGGCACAAAUGGCAAUCCUAGUGGGACUGGAGAUGGUGAAGUGAUAGUAAAUAUGAUGGUAAAACACAUCGCAACUCAUCGUGGAAAUAAUGGCAAUGGCACAAAUGGCAAUCCUAGUGGGACUGGAGAUGGUGAUGAUCCGGACGGACAGGGUGGUGGCAAGGGACAGGACUCCUGGAAAGGGAAGUAUAAACCCGGACCAGGUGGUAAUGAUGGUGGUAACGGGACAGAUGGCGAACCUAACAGUGAUGGUCAGGAUAACGGCAAAAGUGUGGAUGGUGCAAAUUCACCAGGUGCUGAAAAUGGCAACGAUAGGGACCCGUCAAAACCUGCUGGUGUUGGCGAUGAAACAAACAACCCUCAAAACCCGGCGGGUGUUGGCGAUGGAACAGAUGGUGAUUCUACCGGCGAUGGUAGUGGUAAGCCAUCAACAGGUGAUCCCAAUGGUUAUCACUGUAAACCCGGUCAGAGUUUAUACGACUGCGAGAAUGAGGCGGAGGACGAGCGCCGGCGACGACAGCACCAGACCGAUAGUGCGAACGGUACGGAUGGCAAAGGGCAGGACUCUUGGAAAGGCAAAUAUAAACCGGGCGGCGGUGCCAAUGGGACAGAUGGCAACUCUAGUAGUGAGUCGCACGACAUACACGAUAGCCACAGCCAAUGGGAUAACAAAUGGCAUCACAACUCAUCGUUUGAUAUAAACUGGUCAACUGAUGGGCAUAAACCUAAAAGUGAUAAUAAUGAUGAUACAGAUGGCAACCCUAGCGGUGAUGAUAGUGGUAUUGGUACAGAUGGUGAGCCUAAUGAGAUGACCCCGAUGGACAGGGAGGUGGGCAGAAAAAACUAG
Messenger RNA from Medioppia subpectinata, 3759 nucleotides. The record is from the annotation of a GenBank genome assembly. Lineage: Eukaryota; Metazoa; Arthropoda; Arachnida; Sarcoptiformes; Oppiidae.